AUGCUGCGUCGACGCGGAGGCGGCGCCCAGUUCAAUCCGUUCGUACUGCCCGUGAAGGGCAAACCAGCAUCUGCCCAACCUCAAGACGACGACGAGGACGCAUACGAAGAAUCUGAUGCCGCCAACAACCGUCAGGCGCUACGUAGUGGCGCGUCGCUGUCUGUCAAGCGGCUCCCGUUCCUGUCCUUCGUUGUGAUGGAGCCCGAGCGUCGCGCACAGCGCGUGCGACGUCCAUUCAAGUCUCCAUGCGGAGAAGGUGGCCGCUCACAGGAGAGCAACCGCCUGCUUCAGACCAAGACGCUAGGAAUGCGUCGACGCUGGGGCUCUUUAGUACUAAAGCCAAUGGUGCGUCAUGACAUGCCGCCUGUUGAAGUGGACGUCGAGGAGAUCGAAACACCCAUCGAGCCCGAACCUAUAGCCGUAGAAGAACCUGUUCCAGCUACAGCUCCAGUAGCCGAUGCGCCACCUCCACUUGUAUUAUGGCAGAGUAAGACAGACCCCGAUAUUAAAGUCGUGGUGCCUGAAAUCGUGGGCAAAUUCCUGCGUCCUCAUCAACGAGAAGGCGUACAGUUCAUGUUUGACUGUGUGUGUCAAGUAAAGGGCUUUGAUGGUCAAGGAUGUAUCCUGGCUGAUGACAUGGGUCUCGGAAAGACCCUACAGAGUAUCACGUUGAUGUAUACGUUGCUGCUGACCGGGAUGGACAUGAAGCCCACCGUAAAUCGAGCAAUCGUAGUGUGUCCGACAUCAUUAGUCAAGAAUUGGGACGACGAGAUUAUCAAAUGGCUACACGGACGUGUGAAGACGGUGGCAUUGUUUGAAGCCAAGCGCGAGACGGUAAUCAAGGGAAUUAAUCAGUUUAUCGAGGGAAGCAAGAGGCCACGACCUGGUUUCUCAGCCCAAGUGCUGAUCAUCUCCUACGAGACGUUCCGUAUGCACGCUCAGAAGUUCGCAGACACUCCAGCAUGUUGCGAUCUGCUGAUUUGUGAUGAAGCACAUCGACUAAAGAACGCCAAUUCGCAGAUUAACAAGGCGCUGUCUUCCUUGGCGUGUCGGAAGCGUGUGCUUCUAUCCGGUACACCGAUGCAGAAUGAUCUGGAGGAAUUCUUCGCCAUGGUAGACUUCACCAACCCAAAUAUCCUUGGAACGCCAAGCGAGUUUCGGAAAAAUUACCUGGGGCCAAUCCUCAUUGGACGCGAGCCAGAUUCGACGGAUCGGGAGCGACAAGUGGCGCAGUCAUGCUCGGCUAUGCUGUGUGAGAUCGUCAACCAGUUUAUUCUACGUCGAGGUAACAUUUUAAACGCCAAGCAUCUUCCACCGAAGCUCAUGCAGGUGAUUUGUUGUCCGCUAUCUCCACUUCAAGACAAACUCUACAACCAUUUCCUGUCGUCCAGUGCUUGUCGCGAUAUGAUGAAACGCUCCAGCGCGAAUGUUCUGUCUUCUAUCACUGCGUUGAAGAAGCUGUGCAACCAUCCGCUGCUGAUCUUUGAUGAAAUGGGGAAAACCAACACGAAGCUUCCUGGGUUUAGCAAUUGCGCUCAGUACUUUACAGCAGCGAAAUCAUCGAAAGAAGGUGGAGGUGGUGAUAGCAGGCAUCGACGAGGAGGCUUCGGAGGACGUACAUGCUACCCUGAAUGGUCUGGAAAAAUGCUUCUACUUGACCGUUUAAUGUUCUCAAUGAGGAAGACAACAACAGAUCGGAUCGUGAUCGUAUCCAACUACACUCAGACACUGGAUGUGGUUUCUACACUUUGUCAGGAGCGGCAUUUGCCGUUUGUCCGUCUGGAUGGAACGACGUCAGCCAAGAAGCGGAAAAAACUGGUCGACACUUUCAAUGAACCAACCACGAACUCGUUUGCGCUCUUGUUGUCAAGUAAAGCUGGAGGAUGUGGCUUGAAUUUAAUUGGCGCGAAUCGGUUGGUGCUUUUUGAUCCUGAUUGGAAUCCCGCGACAGAUAAACAAGCUGCUGCUCGAGUGUGGCGUGAGGGACAGAAGAAAAUGUGCUAUGUGUACCGCUUUCUAGCGACGGGAACUCUCGAAGAGAAGAUCUUCCAACGUCAGCUGUCUAAAGAGGGUCUUCAGAACAUCGUGGACGAUAAGGAGGAAGUGAACUCGCUGUCUUCUAAGGAUCUCAAGAGGCUGUUUGUAUUCCGGAAAGACACCAUGUCCGACACACACGAUCAGCUGAAAUGUGAUCGCUGUCAAUGGAGAAAUACUAGUAACGAGACGUCAGCUGAAAUAGCGAUCGAUGCUGCUGAAAAUGAAGCAAGAAACGAAAUUUCACCUGAUAGAGACAUCACCAGUGACGAGGACGUUGACCAGGACAUAGACAAGGGCUAUCAUCCGCAAAUCGGCAUGCCACCAGAAGAAGAUUUGAACAGUUGGGGUCACCAUCGCUCCUACGCUUCUGUCGAUGACGAAGUGAUGCAAACAGCCUUACAGCAAGUCCAGAAUGACCUUGUAAGCUUUGCUUUCAGCUGUCGUAUCGACUGGGAGCUGCUCCAAGAACAUCAAGCUGAAAACGAAGAAAAGGACAACCAACGUGAUGAAGAGCGGAAACGUAAGCGUAUGGAGAUUAUUGAGGCUGCAAAGCAACGGGCUGAAGAAGAAAGCAAGAGCAAACGCUCCAAAACGAAGAAAAGCAAAAGUAUCGACGAGUCAGACGAAUCAGAGGCAGGAUCAAGCAGCGAUGAAAACGAACACGACGAAGUCCUGGGCGAAAGUGAAUCGGAGAGCGAAGACGAUUUCUUGUCGCGACCUCGGCCUGGCUCCGAGGUCUCUGAAGUUGACAUUUCGUGUACGCCAAAGCCACCUCUCCGACGCCCUGCAGCGGCAAAUUCGCUAGAGGAAUCCUCUCAUCCGGCUCCGACCCACUCUGAAACAGCAGCAGCAGUGCCCGUCAAGACGAAGCGGAGUGUGACGUUUGCUCCUGAGGUUGAUGAAGGCUCUUGGUCACCGUCGAAGAAGCGAAAGAUGAGUGACUUUUCUGAUUCCGACGACGAGGAUGCCUUCAUCGAGGACGUUUUAAGCGAUCACCGCCGAUCAGAUCGUGAGCAAGUCGUAGCUUCGGACGAUACUCACGAAGAGAACAAGCCUGCGGCUGCUUGGAGCUGUUCACGAUGUACGUUGAUCAAUCCGCCGACCAACGCUAGCUGCUCAAGCUGCGGUCAUCGCUACCGACGAGCUCGACCUCAAAUUAUUGACCUGGGCGGCGACGACGAUGAAGACUGGUAG
Messenger RNA from Phytophthora infestans T30-4, 3231 nucleotides. RefSeq names its product DNA repair and recombination protein RAD54. The coding region runs from base 1 to 3231 and encodes 1076 amino acids. Gene Ontology annotation, molecular function: ATP binding; ATP-dependent chromatin remodeler activity; DNA translocase activity. Gene Ontology annotation, biological process: reciprocal meiotic recombination; double-strand break repair via synthesis-dependent strand annealing. Gene Ontology annotation, cellular component: nucleus. The transcript has a single exon. The record is from RefSeq and is a predicted model, not a curated record. NCBI's taxonomy places the organism in Eukaryota, Oomycota, Peronosporomycetes, Peronosporales, Peronosporaceae.